This is a messenger RNA of Trichechus manatus latirostris (Florida manatee), 1650 nucleotides long. RefSeq names its product dickkopf WNT signaling pathway inhibitor 1 (gene DKK1). The record is from RefSeq and is a predicted model, not a curated record. Lineage: Eukaryota; Metazoa; Chordata; Mammalia; Sirenia; Trichechidae. The coding region runs from base 256 to 1062 and encodes 268 amino acids. The transcript is spliced from 4 exons. Gene Ontology annotation, cellular component: extracellular region. Gene Ontology annotation, biological process: negative regulation of canonical Wnt signaling pathway; multicellular organism development. Gene Ontology annotation, molecular function: co-receptor binding; receptor antagonist activity.
GCUUUGAAAUCCCAUUCCGGCUUUGUUGUCUCCCCGGAGGGGCGGGAAUGCUCAGAGCCCGCAGUAUAAAGGCAGCCCCGGUGGCGGUGGCGGCGCAGAGCUCGGUGCGCCCCGCAAUCAGCGCUCUGGGAACGCACGAGGCUCCCGGAACUCUGAUUGCAGCCGCGCCAGCCGGGGCGCUAGCUUCGUGGAGACCAGGCUUGCCAAGUGACAUCCCUCCUUUCUCUUUCUUUCUCUAUCUUGACUCUUUCUGAGAUGAUGUCUCUGGGCGCAGUAGCAGCUGCCCGGCUCUUGGUCGCCCUGGUAGCGGCGGCUCUUUGCGGCCACCCUUUGCUUGGGGUUAACGCCACCUUGAACUCCGUGCUCGUCAAUUCCAACGCCAUCAAGAACCUGCCCCCACCGCUGGGCGGCGCUGCAGGGCACCCAGGCUCCGCGGUGAGCGUGGCGCCCGGAAUUCUGUACGAAGGCGCGAACAAAUACCAAACCAUUGACACCUACCAGCCGUACCCGUGCGCAGAGGACGAGGAGUGCGGCACAGACGAGUACUGCGCGAGUCCCAUGCGCGGAGGGGGUGCGGACGCGCAAAUCUGCCUUGCCUGUAGGAAGCGCCGAAAACGCUGCAUGCGCCACGCUAUGUGCUGCCCCGGGAAUUACUGCAAAAAUGGCAUAUGUAUGCCUUCUGAUCACAAUCAUUUCAGUCGAGGGGAAAUUGAGGAGACCGUUAUUGAGAGCUUUGGUAAUGACCACAGCACCUUGGAUGGGUACUCCAGGAGAACCACACAGUCUUCAAAAAUGUAUCAUACCAAAGGACAAGAAGGUUCUGUGUGUCUCCGGUCAUCAGACUGCGCCACAGGGUUGUGUUGUGCUAGACACUUCUGGUCCAAGAUCUGUAAACCUGUCCUCAAAGAAGGUCAAGUGUGCACCAAGCACAGGAGAAAAGGCUCCCAUGGGCUGGAGAUAUUCCAGCGUUGUUACUGUGGAGAAGGUCUAUCUUGCCGGAUACAGAAAGAUCACCAUCAAGCCAGUAAUUCUUCUAGGCUUCACACCUGUCAGAGACACUAAACCAGCCAUCUGACUGCAGUGGACUCCUUUUAUAUAAUAUAUGCUAUGAAAACUUUUUAUGACUUUUUUAGCUCAAUCCUAAGGAUGUACAAAUUCUGUGAUUAUAAUUAAGCAUUCCAAUAACACUUUCCUAAAAUCUGGAGUGUAAGAGCUUUGUUUCUUUAUGGGAACUCCCCGUGAUUGAUUGCAGUAAAUUACUGCGUUGUAAAUUCUCAGUGUGGCACUUACCUGUAAAUGCAAUGAAACUUAUUUUUCUAAAGGUGCUGCAUUGUCUAUUGUUUCUCCUGUUACGUAAAUUUUUGUACACAUUGAUUGUUAUCUUGACUCUGAUAAAUAUUCUAUAUUGAAUUAAAUAAAAAAUUUCAGUUUAUACUUUCUAAAUGCAUAACCCGCUCCCCUUUUAAUUCUAGAGUCUAGAAUACAAGACACUCUUGGAAUGACAAAUGAUAGGUACCUAAAAUUUUCCAUGAAAAUACUAGCGUAGUUCAUGAAAUGUGCCAUCUCAGUGUUUAGAUUAUAUUUAUCUUUAGGUUGUGAUAGUCCUUGAAAAUAAAAUGUAACAUUUAGUACUAUGAAAUGUUACAAGUA